UCAACAUCCACCGCACCAUACGUAGCCAUCUUAUCUGCAAUUCUCGUAGAAUGGGGGCUGGGCGUGAAGUGGUGAUAUUGCUGGACGGAGUAAGGGACAAGAACGUGAUGCAGCUUAAGAAGCUUAACACUGCCCUCUUCUCCGUCCGAUACAACGAUAAGUACUACGUUGAUGCUCUCGCUUCCGGUGAAUUCACCAAGCUUGCAUAUUAUAGUGACAUCUGUGUUGGAUCUAUUGCUUGCCGCCUGGAAAAGAAGGAAGGUGGGUCUGUCCGUGUUUACAUCAUGACAUUGGGUGUGUUAGCACCAUAUCGUGGGCUAGGCAUUGGUACAAGGCUGUUGAACCAUGUUCUGGAUCUCUGUGCCAAGCAAAACAUAUCAGAGAUUUACUUGCAUGUGCACACACAUAACGAAGAUGCCAUCAACUUUUAUAAGAAAUUUGGUUAUGAAAUCACAGAGACCAUCAAGAAUUACUAUACAAAUAUUGACCCACCUGACUGCUUUGUUCUUUCCAAGACCAUAUCUCAGUCUCAACAGAAAAGGUGGCAUGUUAAAGCUAUACUCAUGCGUACACACGCAUUAUUGCGUAUACUCCUGUCUUGUUUCCUGAAUUUUAUUACUAGGGAUUAUUGAGGUUACAAGGAUGUAAUAGUGCUUUCAGCUUCUACAACGUGCCGUACCAUUUGAUUGCUUAUACUUGUUAAUACUCUUUCUUCAUUCAUAUUCUUGAAAAUUUUGUCACCAAGACCAAAUGGCUCAAAGAGCUUGAACCUUUGAGUAUGAGUCUUACAUCCACGUCCCGAAGGGGCAAUUACAACAGUGGCUUAAAUUUGCAAUUGAUCCUUGGCAAAGCUUAGAUACACAUCAAAACAAGAAAACCGUUGGUUGGUG
Rubroshorea leprosula is the source of this 890-nucleotide messenger RNA. The record is from the annotation of a GenBank genome assembly. Lineage: Eukaryota; Viridiplantae; Streptophyta; Magnoliopsida; Malvales; Dipterocarpaceae.